This is a messenger RNA of Nerophis lumbriciformis (worm pipefish), 2328 nucleotides long. Lineage: Eukaryota; Metazoa; Chordata; Actinopteri; Syngnathiformes; Syngnathidae. The record is from RefSeq and is a predicted model, not a curated record.
AUGAGGACGGCCCGAUUCUUAAACCGGAAGAUGCUGGUCAGGUGGGAGAACUACAAGUCUGUUAAGGCCAGCUACAAGUUGACCCAGAGGGUGCUGGUGCGCUCUUCGAUCGAGAAGCAGAGUCAUCGCGGCGGUCGUCAACCCCAACACUGUCGCACGGGCAAGGAGGAACACAGGGACACACCGGGCCGACAUUCUGGAGAUGUUCCAGAGGACAAGGGAGACCUGGAGAUGGGCCGGACUGAGAAAUCUUCUUUGAAUGGCGGCGAGGAUGGAGCAUGGCUGACUGAGAGUCAGUCUCAGAUGGCCCUCAGUUCUGACGCAAAUGAAACCAACGAUGGAGACCGGCCAGCCUGGGAUUCUAAGAUCCAGUACGUAUUGGCCCAGGUCGGCUUCAGUGUGGGCUUGGGGAAUGUUUGGAGGUUCCCAUACCUUUGCCACCAGAAUGGAGGAGGGGCCUUCAUGCUGUUGUAUGUUUUUCUACUGGUGGUGGUUGGUGUUCCCCUCUUCUUCAUGGAGUUGGCAGCCGGACAGAGCAUUCGGCAGGGAAGCAUCGGCGUCUGGAAGCACAUUUCCCCCAAACUGGCCGGCAUUGGCUACUCCAGCUGCUUGGUUUGCUUUUAUGUAGCUCUGUACUACAAUGUGAUAAUUGCUUGGAGCCUUUUCUACAUGGGAAACUCCUUCCAGUAUCCUUUGCCGUGGGAAAACUGCCCCAUUGACGUGUCCACCAAUGAAACAGUAAACGAAUGCGCAAGGAGUUCGGCAACUUCUUAUUUCUGGUUUCGGAAAGCUCUGAACAUCUCCAAUUCCAUCGAGGAAUCCGGAGAGUUUAAUUCGGUCAUGACGGGCUGCUUAUUGGCUGCGUGGACCAUUGUGACUUUAGCCAUGAUAAAGGGCAUCAAGUCAUCUGCAAAGGUUAUGUACUUCUCCUCAGUCUUUCCCUAUGUGGUGCUCUUCAUUUUUCUCAUCAGAGGCUUGACAUUGGAUGGCGCAAUGGAAGGGAUCGCGUAUAUGUUUUAUCCCAGACUAGAGAUGUGGGGUAACAUGCAGGUGUGGCGACAGGCAGCCACUCAAGUUUUUUUUGCCCUAGGGCUGGGCUACGGCUCUGUCAUUGCAUAUUCCUCCUACAAUCCAAUCCAAAACAACUGUCACAGGGACGCUCUGCUGGUCUCAGGCAUCAAUUUCAUGACGUCCGUCUUGGCCUCACUCGUUGUGUUUGUCAUCCUGGGUUUCCGUGCCAAAAAUAUUGCGAAGGACUGCGUGGCUGAGAACCUUCACCUUCUGAGCAACAUCUGGAUCCACGAAGAGGUCCAUCAUGGGUGGCCAGGGUUCAACAUGACUGAGCCAAGCUCCCUUUCUGUAUCGGACUACAGAGAGUGGUACAACCGCCAUGGCGCUUCGCUGGAACUCAACAUCACCGACUGCAAUCUGGAGGAGGAGAUGAAAAAGGGAGUGGAAGGUACAGGACUGGCUUUCAUAGCGUUCACUGAGGUGAUGGCUCUCUUCCCAGCCAGCCCCUUCUGGUCCGUUCUAUUUUUCCUCAUGUUGCUCAACCUGGGCAUGAGCACCAUGUUUGGGACCAUGCAGGGAAUCCUCACACCGCUCAUGGACAAUUUCAAGCUGCUGGGACGCCACCGCACCUUAUUAACUGUGUGCAGCUGCGCUUUAGGCUUUCUGCUUGGUCUUCUGUUCACUCAACGUUCAGGCAACUACUUUGUGGCCAUGUUUGAUGAUUACUCCGCCACACUGCCUUUGGUCAUCGUGGUCAUUUUUGAAACCGUCAGUGUUUCUUGGGUUUAUGGCACUGAUCGGUUCUUGGAUGAUAUUGAAGACAUGCUCAAAUGGCGCCCCCCGGUGGUGUACAAAUAUCUGUGGAAAUACGUCUGCUUGUUGGCUAUGAUGGGACUUCUGGCUGCCAGUUUGUUGAGAAUGGUCUUUAAAGGGCCCACAUACACCGCCUGGAAUGAAACCAUGGCCUCUGAGAGGAUUUUGGAGUACCCCAGCUGGGCUUUAGCUAUGAUCGUCAUGCUCAUCAUCUUUGCCAGCCUGCCUGUACCCAUCGGUUACAUCCAUUCAACACUGCAGCACCGCACACUUCCUGACACCAACUUCGUGGAAGGCGAUGGCAAAGAGGUCAAUCGAGAUUUGUACACCAAGUGCAGCUCUGUCGAACAGCUGGAUUUGGACUGCCAACAAGAUGGCCCCGUGGAAGACAGUGGCGGCCGCCCAAGGGUGAUUUUCCUGCCGGCUGACGGCGAACAUUAUCGCCUCUUGCCUCAGCAGGAGGAUGAGGAGGAGGUGGAGGAGGAGCAGGAAUCAGGGGUGUGA